Molecule: messenger RNA, 1541 nt
Organism: Boeremia exigua
Lineage: Eukaryota; Fungi; Ascomycota; Dothideomycetes; Pleosporales; Didymellaceae
Exons: 2
Coding region: 81-1541 (486 amino acids)
Biological process (GO): actin filament polymerization
Cellular component (GO): actin filament; cytoplasm
Molecular function (GO): actin binding; microtubule binding
Source: RefSeq, a predicted model, not a curated record
CUCGCUGGAAGUGUCUAUCUGCACACAGGCAUAGCAUGUGAGGAACCAAGUCGCUGGAGUGCAUACUCACAACCUACACAAUGACGUCGUUCACGUUCCCUCCACCACCGCCACCGCCGCCAAAAGCGGCUUCGAACGAUGCGCCGAGCUACUCGAGCCAACGCGGCGGCCCAGGUCGAGGCAGAGGCGGUGAUAGAGGGCGGGGAGGCGACCGCGGUCGCGGAAGGGGUGGCCGUGGCCGUGGCGAUCACAACUCCGGUCAAAGCCGCGGGAACGCGCAUGGAGGACGAGGAGGUUCAAGAGGAGGCUACGGGAACAGCUAUGGAGGGAACACUCAGCAGCCUCCGACAUCAUACGCCAACCCUGCGUUUGCGAACCAGCCACAAGGAGUCCCGCCGCAGAUGAAUCCGCAGGCCUUUGCACAAGCCAUGUCGUUUAUGUCUACGCCAGCCGGCGUGCAGUCGAUGACGGCGUUCACAAACCGCAUGUCAGCGCAGUACCCGCAGUCUCCGCCGCCAGCGCAGCCCGCGCCACGCUUCUCGCCCGGACAGCAGGCGGGCCAGAAGCGGAAGCGUCCAGAGUCCAACGCGCCGCACCUACCGCCAAAGAAGCCGUCGGGACCAAAGCCCCCGCGAGCGAAGGCAGCUGUGGCUCCACCUGUGCCGAGCUUUGGCUUCUCUCUCCCAGCGCCCACAGCGGCAUCGAAAGCAAGCCAGAAGAAGCGAGUGAAUCUGGGCCUCAGCGAGCAGAACGUCGCGGACGAGAGCAGCAGCGACGAAGAGGACGUGGACGAGGAAGCCGAGUUCGCCGAGAAAGUCAAGGUCGAGGGCGUCGCCUUCGAGCACAACGGCGAGAUGAUCUCGCUGCAAACCGCCGCCGACGUGCAAGCCUACAUCAAAGACCGGCGCCGAAACUACCCCACGCAGCAGCGCAUCCGCGACAAGGCGCAGGAACUCGCCGCGCGCCGCGAGCACGAGCUGGAAUUCCUACACAGAGUCAAAGGCAAGCCCCGACCGACGCAGACCGCCCCCGCGCCCGAUCCCAACCCGCCCCGCAAGCCAACCCACGCCGACACCGCCAACCGCGAGAAACUCGCCGCCCUGCGCAAACGCCUCCACGAAAGCAUGCUCGCCAAGCGCCCGCCCGCCCCGCUCGUCGCCGGCUACGACAGCGACCCCGCGUCCGACGAAAGCUCGGUGCUGUCCGACUCGUCCGUGCUGUCCGAGUCAUCUGACGAGGACGACGACGAGGAGGAGGAGGAGGAGGAGGAGGAUGAAGCCAGCGACAGCGACGCGCCCCCCGAACCCACCUCGUCCAAAUCCGCACCCCCGCCUGUCACUAUCCCGCCGCCGCCCGCGCCGCCCGAGACGUGCAGGAUCUGGGCGCGCGACGGGCGCUGCAAGUUCGGCCGCGGGUGUCGGGACAGGGAGGAGAAGAGGGUCGGGUUGUUUGAGAAGCUGGUGGAGCAGGAGCGGGAGAAGGCGGAUCGGGGGGCGUUGGAGGCGAUUAAGUUUCUGGGGCGCAAUGGGUUUUUGGGGUAG